UCUCGGGUGACACCAUGGCGAGAACCCUGCGCGUGGUGCUCUGCGCGCUGAGCCUUUGUGCCAAUGCCGAAGGCUUCCUGUCGACGUCCUCCUCCUUCGCCGGGAAGCCCUCAGCCGUAGGCCCAGCAGCAGCAGCAGCAGCGGGGUCUAGGGCGCAAAUUGCGGCAGGAAACAAGAGACGGCAGCGAGUAACAGCAGCAGAUGCGGCCAGCGUGGUUGCGAGGGGAGCGUCGUCUUCGGCUACCGUGAGCGCGGGGGGGUUGUGCAUGUCCGAAGGGUCGGCGAAGACGAUCGUUGUGCUGGGAGGUGAUGGGUUCUGCGGCUGGCCGACGUGCUUGCACCUCUCGGAUGCUGGGCACGACGUAAUCAUGGUGGACAACCUGUCGAGGAGGAGGAUCGAUCUUGAGCUAGGCUGCGAGUCGCUGACGCCAAUCCAGAGCCCACAGACCCGAGUCAAGACCUGGAAGGAGGUGACGGGGCGCGAGAUCAAGUACGUGAACAUCGACGUCGCCAAGGAGUACGAGCUGCUGCUCAAGCUCUUCAAGGAGCACAAGCCCGACACGGUGAUCCACUUCGCGGAGCAGAGGGCCGCGCCGUACUCGCAGAAGGGCUCGAGGGAGAAGCGGUACACGGUCGACAACAACACCGGGGGGACGCACAACAUGCUGGUGGCGAUCGUGGAGUCGGGCCUUGACAUCCACGUCUGUCACCUGGGGACCAUGGGGGUGUACGGGUACGGCAACAGCGGGGGCGAGAUCCCGGAGGGGUACAUUGACGUGACCUUGCCGGGCAACCGUCAGCAGAAGAUCUUGCACCCGGCGUACCCGGGAUCGGUUUACCACACCACCAAGUGCUUGGACGCGCUGCUGUUCCAGUUCUACGCCAAGAACGACGGGCUGAGGCUGACCGACCUGCACCAGGGAAUCGUGUGGGGGACCAACACGCCGCAGACCGUGCGGGACGAGCGGCUUGUGAACCGCUUCGAUUACGACAGCGACUACGGCACUGUCCUUAACCGAUUCCUCAUGCAGGCGGCCCUGGACAUCCCAAUGACGGUGUACGGCACGGGAGGCCAGACUCGAGGAUUCAUCCACGUCACCGACACGGCCAAGUGCUUGGAGGCGGCGGUGGUCAACCCCCCGGCAGCGAACGGCCCCGUCGAGAUCUUCAACCAGGUGGCGGAAACCCACCGCGUGCGAGACCUCGCCCAGAUGAUCGCCGACAAGACGGGCACCAAGAUCGACUUCAUCUCCAACCCUCGCAACGAGGCUGCGGAGAACGAGCUGGAGGUUAAGAACGAUAAGUUCGGGAACCUGGGCGUGGACUUCAAGAGUCUGGACGGGACGCUUCUGGAAGAGGUGAGGGACAUCGCGCAGAAGUACCGCGGCAGGGCGGACCUGGAGCUGGUGUACCCCACUUCCUACUGGAAUAAGAACCGGGUCAAGGCGGCCACGGACGGGGAGGUGAACGGGGCGCCGGAACCGACACGGCUCUUCGUGGAUGUCAAGACGGGCGCACAAUAA
Molecule: messenger RNA, 1523 nt
Organism: Ectocarpus siliculosus
Lineage: Eukaryota; Phaeophyceae; Ectocarpales; Ectocarpaceae
Source: the annotation of a GenBank genome assembly